AUAUCAUCCCAAAUUUUCACUUCUUUAGCAAAUCAUGAAGCUGUCCAUGGACACUAAUCUUAAAAAAGUGGCUGCUAGUGGUCAGUGGUACUAUGACCAACAGCAGGGAACUUUCCAAGUGCUGCAGGAUUUUAAAGCGGGCGUACAAUACCAGAUCACCAAUGGUGGACCAUGUGUUAAGAGCAAGCUGACACAACUGUGGAUGGGCUGCAUGCCUAAGACUUCCAAAUUCAUGGGCAGUGCUGUAGUGGGACUUGGCGACGAUAGCAUUAAAGUCAACAACUGGGCCAUCUUCAUGAACUCCAGCUCUGUCAUGGGGACGUCUUACGCACAAGUCACUGCCAAAGACUGUGUUCCCAUUGGCAGCUCAUUACAAGGAUCAGCUAAAGGAGUUGGCAUGAUGUCGGCACAAGGAGUGACUAAUGUUUCAGCAGGAAUCAAGGACCCCAGUGUCUUUUCCUUGCCUGCAAGCUGCCAGAAAGCAAAGGAGGCAGAUGAGAAGGACAAGGACAGCAGCAUGGACAUCCGUCUGUUCUAAAAUGUGUGAUGGUAUGUUAACAUUUCUAAGGAUCAUGGAGCACUUCACUUCUAACACAGAAUUAUCCGAGGACUGGCCAUCAAACACACGGCUGCAUUUUUCUGAUAACUUUGCCAAAAUCUUAAGAAUUAUUGCUGCAUAGUUGAUGUAUACCAGUACCUAUUUCUUUUUCAGAUUAUGCACAGUUUUGUUGUUCAUUUUUUAAAAAUUGCAUUCCCAAUUUUUUUACAAUAUGUACAUGUACAUUGAAUGUCUAACUUUAUGGCAUUUGAUAGAUUUUAAUUUUUUUUAACAGUUUCUAAUGUUAUAAAAUACUUCAAAAUUGGUUGUGAAUGUCAAAUCUAAUAGUUGGGUGAUUUACCAGCACAUAGACAAGGAAGUUGACUAAAAAGGAAUGUAGAAUUAACUGCCACAUUGAUAAAUAAACAGACCGAGUGUUUUAAGUUUUUAUGUUUUUUUAGCUUAUUGCUACUAGUACUUAGAUAUUUAUGUUGAUGUAUAUUCAAGAUUUGUAUACAAAGGGUAACUAUGUAAGUUUUUGUAAAAACUAUAGGAAAAUAUUGCUCUAUAAGAUUUAGUAAAGUGUUUGUGAUGAGAAUCUGGUAUUAAAUACCGUCAUGGUUAGAUUCAGUGACAGGUCAACAACAUCUUCAGCUGUGAUGAGAGAGAAACAAAGUUCUGUUGUUUCUUUAAGAAUUGUUCUAAAGUACUGUAAGUGAUUAUCAUGAUAAGUCUAAUACUUUACUACACCUAGGACCUGGAGAAUUAUAGUCACUUAAUUGCAUGACUAAUGAAAUAGGUUGUUGACAUGUUUCCACUUCAAUCAUUCCUGCUUUCUUUUUACAAAGCCAGAAUGUACCAGAGUCCCAUCUCUCCAAAUAUUUUUAAUAAUAAAACUUUAAUUUUAUCAAUUCA
Lingula anatina is the source of this 1453-nucleotide messenger RNA. RefSeq names its product mammalian ependymin-related protein 1-like. Gene Ontology annotation, biological process: cell-matrix adhesion. Gene Ontology annotation, cellular component: extracellular region; lysosome. Gene Ontology annotation, molecular function: calcium ion binding. The record is from RefSeq and is a predicted model, not a curated record. Lineage: Eukaryota; Metazoa; Brachiopoda; Lingulata; Lingulida; Lingulidae.